Cryptococcus amylolentus CBS 6039 is the source of this 879-nucleotide messenger RNA. RefSeq lists its product as hypothetical. The transcript is spliced from 3 exons. The record is from RefSeq and is a predicted model, not a curated record. The coding region runs from base 1 to 879 and encodes 292 amino acids. NCBI's taxonomy places the organism in Eukaryota, Fungi, Basidiomycota, Tremellomycetes, Tremellales, Cryptococcaceae.
AUGCCAGACAAUGAUACCGACCCCUCCUCUCAACCCCGGUUUGUCAUUCCUACGGGGACGGAAUACAAAUCGGGGGGAGUCAGCAAACAAACUGUAUCUUUGAGACCCAGAACAAACGAGACUAUCACUCUGAAUACCGAAAUUGAUUAUGAUCCUCCUCACUAUAGAGAAGAUGGUGAGACCAUCUGGGAGGAACCGCUCAUACGUCCGGCUCUCCCCCCUACCCGCGACCCAUCUCAGGCAGAACGUAUUCUUAGCGACAUUGAGAGUGCAUUCGCCAGAUUCAGGGAAAGCCAGCGCACCAGGACCGAAAACGAAUACCUCACUCUUUCCUAUUCGGAGAUGUACAAUUCCUUCAUAAAUACGAUCGAGAGUCUCUAUGGAGAUGUUCUUGGAACCGUCGAGAAAGAUCUUACCCAAGCGAUGAGCUUUGCUGCGGCUCAUAUUGCAGCUGAGGAUGAUGAUGAGGUGCCGGCGUAUACGGAAAACGAGGUGAAACAGAUCACAGCCAGACUCGCAAGAACACACGUGAUUUCCAUUCUCAAGAAUACCGACAUUGCAAAUGAAGCUACGCAGGUCUAUCUCAAGCGUAUGUCAGAUCUUUCAAAGAUUCACAUGGAUAGGACGAUUCUCGGGAGCAAGGCGACGGUUGUUUGGGAUGAUCACGGAGCCAGGAUGAUGGUUGUGACCGGGAAUCUUCUGGAGCCGAACAGAAGUCGUGAUGAUCAGGAUCAUGUCGAUCAUCAUGUGACUGAUGCUCCGCCUGAGCUGGUACUGGAAGAAGACACAGAAAGGCAGUCUUGGGCCGCUAUGAAUAAUUGUGGGUCAGUUGUGUUUGAAGAUGCCAACGGCGCAAUUUACGAUUUCGGUUUUGAUUAG